Molecule: messenger RNA, 1841 nt
Organism: Diabrotica balteata
Lineage: Eukaryota; Metazoa; Arthropoda; Insecta; Coleoptera; Chrysomelidae
Source: the annotation of a GenBank genome assembly
GUAGUUUAGUUGUGAUAUCAAAAUGAGUCGUACUUUCGGAUUACUGUUAGUUUUUCUAGGAUUGUGUACACUGUGUAUAGCACAACUGGAAUAUUGUUUAACCCCAAGAAACGAAGGAGGAGAUUGCAAAAUAAUUACAGAAUGUCCAAAGCUAUUUCAAAUUUUAAAAAAUCGUCCUAUAAAAUCUGAGGACGCGGAUUAUCUAAGAAAAUCACAAUGUGGUUUCGAGGGAACGUUACCAAAAGUGUGCUGUGCUCUCAAAGAAACUGUACAAACUACCACGCAGCGUCAAGUGGACUAUGACAUUCCUAAACCUGCAGAUAGUCCUCUGUUACCUUCAAAAGAAGAAUGCGGUAUCGGAAGUAUACCGGACAAAAUUUAUGGAGGCAACACAACGGAUCUCGAUGAAUUUCCAUGGAUGGCCCUCAUUGAUUACGAGAAAGAUAACGGCAAUCAUGGAUUUUAUUGUGGAGGGGUACUAAUUAAUGCAAGGUAUAUACUUACAGCAGCUCAUUGUGUUAAAGGAAAAGAUUUACCAAGAAAUUGGAAACUAGUUGGCGUUAGGCUUGGAGAAUAUAAUACAGAGACCGAUUCAGACUGUGUACAAACAGUAAGUGGUCAAAAAUGUGCACCUCCUCCAGUUAAUAUUGCUGUAGAAGAACGAAUUGCCCACGAGCAGUAUAAUCCCUACGAUCAAAACCAAUACCAUGACAUUGCCUUACUUAGACUUUCAAGAAAUGUAAAAUAUACCGGAUUUGUUAGACCCAUUUGUCUUCCAAAAACUGCAGAUGAUCAAUCUAAAAAUUACACAGGCAAAAAACUAACAGUUGCUGGAUGGGGUAAAACAGAAACGCGAUCGGAAAGUAAUAUAAAACUCAAGUUAGAUGUACCAGUAAAAGCUAAUACCGAGUGUUCAAAAACUUACCGACAAGCCGGUGUUCAAGUCAACAACGGCCAACUGUGCGCAGGAGGUGAGAAAGGCAAAGAUUCCUGCAGAGGCGACAGCGGCGGACCCCUUAUGGCUUACGCUUCUGAUGAAGAGUUCCAGUUGAAUUGGUUCAUUAUUGGUGUAGUGUCCUUUGGACCUUCCCCUUGUGGAAUGGAAAACUGGCCUGGAGUCUAUACGAAAGUUGCUAAUUAUGUGCCCUGGAUAGUGUCGAAAUUGAAGCCUUAAAUACUUUUUUGGACAUUAUCAAUGCUUGUUAAAGAUAUUUACAAUAAGAAGUUUUUACAGUCACUGUUAAAUAAUUUAGAUUUUUAACUUACCGAUAUAAAAUAUAGAGAAACAAUAAUGUGACAUUAUUAUGGCAGAAUAUACCCAUACAUUUACGUGCAAAAUAUGAUAAUUUGAGGCUUAUAAGAUGUAUAAUGAUUCGGUGUAGUUCAAGUGUUCGGAAAAUGUUAUAAUUUCAGACGUUUUAAACAUAUAUAUCUAAAUUAUACAUUAUGUAUUAUUUUUGAAAUUGUAUUAAGGUACUUAGAUUAUUUUAGUCAUCGAUUUUUGGUAACUAAGAAACUGUUUUCGCCACUGUAAAAUUAACCGAUGAUAUUUAAUUAUAAAUAUCAAGUAAUUGGUAGAAUAUUUCUAUUAUUAUUUUUCCUCAUGGUGCUAUAGAAAUGUUUAUAAAUAUUUUUUAAUAAUUUAUUAAGAAAGCUUUAUAUUUCUAUAGAUAAAUUGCAUUAAUAUAUAAGUAUCUCCUAUGCAAUUUUUAAUACAAAAACAUAAUUAUUAGUGGCUUUAUUUGUGAUCGUUAUGAAACAGCCUACGUGUGCUAUGUAUUGAAAAAAUUAUUCAAAUUAUACUCAUUUUAGUUUGUAUUUUUAUAUGCUCAAAUUUGGUU